Molecule: messenger RNA, 2112 nt
Organism: Anopheles marshallii
Lineage: Eukaryota; Metazoa; Arthropoda; Insecta; Diptera; Culicidae
Product: dystrobrevin beta
Exons: 10
Coding region: 1-2112 (703 amino acids)
Biological process (GO): synaptic signaling
Cellular component (GO): plasma membrane; synapse
Molecular function (GO): zinc ion binding
Source: RefSeq, a predicted model, not a curated record
AUGGAACCAAUGGAAGCCCGGGUUGCGAUGUUGCAGGAUCUCAAGAUACAAUCGUUUGACACGAUUCGCUUCGCAUCCUAUCGCACAGCCUGCAAGUUGCGAUACGUACAGAAGUCGACUAACCUGCAUCUGGUCGACAUCUGGAACGUCAUUGAGGCGUUCCGCGAAAAUGGACUGAACACACUCGAGCCCCAGAACGAGGUCAGCGUCAGCCGUCUCGAGACGCUCGUAUCGUCGCUGUACCACAACUUAAAUAAACGACUGCCACCGACCCAGCAGGUACAUGUAGACUCCAAGGCGAGCCUGUUGCUAAACUGGCUACUGGCGGCCUAUUCCGGUGACAAUUCUGGCAAAAUACGGGUAUUUUCGAUCAAGGUGGCGCUAGCGAUCAUGUGCGCUGGCAAGAUGGUCGAUAAGUUGCGAUAUAUCUUCUCACAAAUCUCGGACGGUGCGGGCCAGCUGAUACACUGGAAAUUGGGCGAUUUCCUCCGCGAAGUGCUAGCGCUUCCGGCAGCCGUCUUCGAAUCGCCAACCUUUUGCUACAAAGAGGGCCUGGAGUCGGAAAUCUUUCCGGUGGAGAACAAAAUCACGGUAAACGAUUUUAUGGCGGGCUUCAUGACAGAACCCGGACCGGCCUGUCUCGUGUGGAUGCCGUUGUUACACCGGCUCGCUACGGUCGAAUCCGUCGUGCAUCCCACCGUAUGUUCCGUGUGCAUGCGGGAAAACUUUACCGGUUUCCGGUACCGUUGCCAACGUUGCCAUGGGUAUCAGCUGUGCCAGGACUGUUUCUGGCAGGGACGCGUUUCACUCAACCAUCAGAACGAUCACGAGGUGAAGGAGUAUUCGAGCUACAAAAGCCCAAGCAAACAGAUCGGCCAUUCGCUACGCAAAAGCUUCCGCUGUGUGCCAGAUAAACCGAUCCAAGCGUUACCACGGUUUCCGGAGCAGCCGGAGAAAACGCUCAACCUAUCGCACAUCGUCCCACCGUCACCGUUGCCGUCACACAACGGCUUUCCGGACGGAGGCAUACCGGGUCUGUACGACCGCAGUAGUACACUAGACUCACGCGCCACCGGUUUAUCGCUAGACAGUAACGGAACGUCUGGAACGCGUGGAGCCGUUAAUUCUAAUGAUGAGGAGCACAGACUGAUCGCACGAUACGCAGCACGACUCGCACAGGAAUCACGGACGCCCGGCGGGUCGGCCCCAGACCCGGUACAGAUAGGGCUGGACAGUUCACGGGCACAGCGUGAACUGAUCAUGCAGCUCGAAUCAAAGAACAAGGAAAUCAUGCGCGAAAUACAGAAACUGCGCCGGCAGCAGGAAGCGGAACAGGUCGCACCGGAAAGCCCCGCCCUGAUGAACGAACUGCGCGCACUGCGGCAACGGAAGGGUGAACUUGAGGGGCAUCUCGGAGCGCUGCAGGAUUCGCGCCGCCAGCUAAUGGCACAGCUGGAGGGGUUAAUGCGGAUGCUCAAAAACCAUCAAACCCAGAGCCCACGCUCCACUCCCAACUCUAGUCCGCGGUCGGGUAAAAGUCCACCGAUACCGCAGGGACCACCAAUGCCAAAUCAAGGUCCGCGGCAGGGACCGAUGAACCCCGGUGGUUCCGGAAUGCCACAAAAUAUACCGCCCGGUAUGCUUCCUCCCGGUAUGGGAAUGCACGGUCAAGACCCGCACAUGGGUCCGGGCGGUAUGGAUAUGCGGGGAUACGCACCAAAUGGAAACAACAAUGGUAGCAUUAAUGGUGGUGGUCCGCUUGGCUCGAGAACGAACGCCGCCGGAGCGUGUCCGCCGGCCGGUGGCCGGUCGGAUCUGCACUACGCGGCUGAUUCCGUUUCCACCGCAAUGUCCUCGCUGGUGCGCGAACUUAACUCAGUUUUCUAUGCGCACUACGAAGGACAUCUUCCGCCCGGCGUCGUACAUAAGCCGCCGAUGCGCUACUUUUCAGAGGGAUCCGACGAUGACAGUAUCGCUUCGUCGCAGCACACAAUGCGCCAUUCGCUAGACUUUGACGAGAUGCACAUGACCACACAUGAGUGGAGCGAAAAGGAUAAUACCCAAUGGCAGGAGCAGUUUGCUGCCUGGAGCUUAAAUUCACAAAACCAGUGA